Toxoplasma gondii ME49 is the source of this 6371-nucleotide messenger RNA. Its product is annotated as peptidase M16 inactive domain-containing protein. The coding region runs from base 1128 to 5048 and encodes 1306 amino acids. The record is from RefSeq and is a predicted model, not a curated record. Gene Ontology annotation, molecular function: metal ion binding. The transcript has 13 exons. Lineage: Eukaryota; Apicomplexa; Conoidasida; Eucoccidiorida; Sarcocystidae. Gene Ontology annotation, biological process: protein processing.
UUUCUGCCGUUCAACGAACCCACAAGGGAAUCUUGCCGCUAGACUUUGAGGCUGAAGUGCGAUUGCUGCCACGGAACGCCGUGUAAUAAUAGCGUGCCGAGGGACUGAGGGGCACUCUGAAACGUUUCUUUGUGGCCUCUGCGACGUCUUCCGCCUCGAUUUCUAACUGUUUCUCUACAGUUUUGUAGUUUAUCACUCCAACAUCCAGACGCCACACCGGGAAAGAGUGUGGGGGUGCACUACGUUUGAGGUAGGUUCCGCGUUUCACCGAAGUUCCGGUGGCUAGCGCCGUUUCUCGGCGUCACCCCGUCACGCAUCGCACGAUAGAGUCCUCCCUUUUUUGCAGCGGGCAUGUAGCUUGUGGAUUUUUCUCUCGUUUUCGCUUCUGGUCACGAGAUUCCCGGUUUGCUGGUUCGCGAGAUCCUGACGUCGCCGGGAUGCGCCGCGUUCGUACACUUCGCCGGCGCAUUUCUCGCCGUCGACAAGAAAGCGCGUUCUGGUCGCAGAGACAGCGUUGAAAAGGAGAGAUGGCGAGGUUGAGAGAUUCGCAUGCAGCACCGGAAACGCAGUUUACUCAUGACCGACCUACAACCGUGGUGUCUUGGUCGCAUGAACGACAAAGCUUGGCAGCUGGCCCGCAGCCGCCUUUCUCGCAGUCGCCGCGGAUGGCGCGAAUUCCACAUGUCGAUCGCCCGUGUUCCCCGCCAUAAAAAAUUGCUACGAUUGUCACCAUUUGUUUUCUGAACAUUUGAAGCCUCACUGCAAGCAACCACGCACGCAUCUUUGUUCCCCUGCGCCGCUGCUGCCGCGUCGACUUCGUUGAGGGACUCCGAAAAAGUCCCGUCGAGUAGCUUUAGAUCGUAGCAUUUCCGCCGCAUCCUGAGUCCUUUCGGACUCUUGAGGACCCUAUGGGAACACAGUCUGCUCGGGGGUUUGCAUGUUUGGACGGGCGCCGAAUGAUUUUAAAGUGUCAGUAGAGAAAACUCCACCACAGCAAAGCGUUCUCCCGCCCCCGACUUGUUUUCCUUUCGCUCUUCCUCCCACAUGCUAUCCGCUGUCUGUCCGUGCUGUCUGUGCUCUCUUUGCUGUCUUUUGCGUGUUUCAGGUGGUUUUCUCGCUGUCAGCGCAUGCGUUUCUCCGUUGUCUCAGCCCCGAUGGCGACGCCGUCGACCGCGACUGGGUCACCUCCGGUCUCUUCUCCGUGCUCUUCGUCUGUCCAGCGCCGAGGCCUGUCGCUGGGGAAGCGAGCGACCAUUCCCAGUUUCUUGGCGAGCGGCCGUCGGCCCGCGGGUCUCUCCUCUGUGUUGUCUUCGCCGAUCCGUGCGGCUGCAGCGAUCAGUGUGGCCGCAGCUUUCGCGAGUCAGGUGCCUUCGUUGACAGCUCUUCUUUCCUCGAUUUCCUGUUCUUCUCCUGCACCGAAUCCUCUCGCCUUCACCUGUUUGCCGCCGCCUGCCUGUCCACUCCCUGCACAGAAAGGUCCGCUUUCGACUCCUGCUGCGCCCAGCACCCCGCGCGAAGUCCCCAGAUCUCCCUCGAGCGCCUCCGCCUGGGCCUCGCCUGCGUUCAGCGCCUCGUCGCAGUCGCCGUGCUACUCCGCAUUUGCGUUGCCUUCAACUGCGAACGCGUGGGAAGGACGGCUCUUCUCCGUGAUGCCUGCCGCCGCGCUGAGCAGCGGCUCGCGAGGGGCGUCCGCCGCCCAGGCCGAAGGCGCUGGCUCUCUGACGACGCUUGCAGCGCCUGCGCACCCUGCGUUCGUCGUGACUUCCCAGGACACAGUGCCGGAGCUGCAUCUGGCGGUCACUGAGUACGUCCACCGGAAGACAGGCGCCCACGUGGUGAGCUUGACUGUGCCGUCGACUGAGAAGGAGAAAGUCUUCUGCAUUGCGUUCCGGACUCCAGUGGUGGACUCGACAGGCGUUCCUCACAUUCUCGAACACAGUGUGUUGAGUGGCAGCGCCAAGUACCCUGUGAAAGAGCCGUUCGCGGAGCUGCUCAAGGGCAGUCUGUACUCGUACUUGAACGCGUCGACGUACCCCGACAGAACGCUCUACCCCGUCGCUUCCGCGAACGACGAAGACUUCUACAACCUCGCGAACGUCUACUUCGAUGCCGUGUUCCAGCCUCGCGCUGUGCGGGACCCCGACGUUCUCCUCCAGGAAGGGUGGCGCUUGGAAGUCACCUCCGAAGACGAGAAAGAAGCUGCAGACGCCGUGCGUCUACGCGGCGAGGACGAGGCGCCCCGACCGCGCGAACGGAGGCGGAAACUGGCCUACCAAGGAGUCGUUCUCAACGAGAUGAAGGGUGUGUACUCCUCCCCCGAGGCGCUGCUCUGGAAGGCGCAAAUGCAGACGCUCUUCCCCGAUAUCCCCGCCUACUUCCACGACAGCGGCGGCGACCCAGAGGUGAUCAAGACCCUCUCGUUCGAUGACUUCGUUGCCUUCUACAACCGAUUCUACCACCCUUCGAACGCGAGAAUCUUCUUCUGGGGGUCAGACAAUGUGCUCGACCGCCUGAACUUCGUGGAUCGAAACUUGAACAACUUGCAAGUACCCAAGACCUGCGACCGCGCCGUUGAGGCCUCGUCAGCCGUCCCCAGCCAGCCGCUCCUUCCAAGCCCGCGGCGCGUGACGAGGACGUUUCCGGCACCUAAGGAGCAGCUGGAGGACUUCGUGACUGUCAGCAUGGUGCUCGAUCCCCUGGGAGUCGCCGUUCCAACUCCUUUUCAGCGCCAGACGCUCGGCGUGUUGACGCACCUUCUUGUUGGCACAAGUCCGAGUCCGCUGUACAGAGCUUUGACCGAGAGUGGACUCGGAAAACAAGUCAUGGGAGAACUCGAGGACGGUCUGAAACACCUGAUUUUCACUGCGGGCCUCAAGGGAAUCCCUCAGCAGAGCGCUGAAGACUCGAGCGUCGUCGACAAAGUUGAACAGAUUGUUUUGGACUGCCUAGAAAAACAUGCGCGCGAAGGCUUCUCGGAAGAGGCUAUCGAGGCCGCGAUCAACAGCCGGGAGUUUCUGCUGCGAGAAUUCAAUACAGGAACCUUUCCGAAAGGCCUGGCCGUCAUUCGAGAGAUGGCUGCUCUGUGGACUGAAGACAGAGACCCCGUCGAAGGUCUGCGCUUCGAGGAGCACUUUGAGGAGCUGAGGCGUCGACUGAAGAGCGGAGAACCGGUCUUCCAGAACCUUCUGCAAAAAUUUUUCAUCGGCAACCCACAUCGGGCGACCAUUCAUCUGCGGGCAGAUCCCGACGAAGAGGCGCGGAGAGAGGCGCAGGAAAAAGCGGAGAUCAGCGCCCUUCAGGCUUCACUCUCGAGCGAAAAACUGGACUUUCUGGAGAAGCAGACGAAGGAGCUCAAGGCGAGACAGAUGGCCGAAGACCCGCCCGAAGCUCUGGCGACUCUGCCCACGUUGAGUCUCGAGGAUGUCGACAAGGAAGGCGAGGAGAUUCCGACCUCAAUCGAGCCUUUCCUGGACGGGCGAGCCGCGAUUCUUCGUCACGUACUCCCCACAUCGGGGAUUCUUUACGCCGACGUCGCGUUUCCCCUCCACACGCUGGCCGUUGAAGACCUCCAGUACCUCUCCCUCUUCUCGCGUCUGACAGUCGAGGCAGGCACUUCGACCAAAGACGAAGCGACGCUCAUCCACCACAUUGGUCGGUACACGGGCGGCAUCCUUCCCGUCACAGACAUCCGGACGCUCCACGAAAAACAAGAUGAAGUCGCAGAUCCCUAUCUCUCUGUCGGAUACUUCGUCCUCAAAGGAAAAGUGCUGAAGCCGCAUAUUCAUGAGUUGUUCGCCACGAUGGCUGAGGUGAUGACGGACGCGAAUCUCGGCAAUGCACGGAGAGGCCGAGAAAUCUUGAAGGAAACUUUGUCCUCGCUGGAAGCUGCUUUUCUUCACUCUGGCCAUGCCGUCGCAGCCUCGAGAAUUCUGGCCUCUCUGACGACCACAGGCUACAUUAGCGAACUGAGAGGAGGCUACGCGUACCUCGAGUUCAUCAAGGAUCUGAAGAAACAGGCGGACAAGGACUGGGCGCCGAUUGAGGCGAAGCUGAAGUCGAUUCGGGGCAAACUCUUGCAGGCUCAGCGAGAACAGCUGCUCGUGAAUUUGACCGGAGAGGCAGACGUUCUCGAAAAAGCGACGUCUCCCUCGACUGCUGGCGGCCGCGCACUCGCCGCGGCCGUCAAGGCUAUGCGUCGCGACCCUCCGCAUUCUCAUUCGCCUCAUUCUUCUCGCCACUCUCACACUCUUGAUGGCAAGCGAGCGGUGACGCCUUGUCCGUGGGGAGAAGAACUGAAGAAGAAACGCGCGCUAGUGCCGACGAAGGACGAAGGCACUGUUGGAGAAGGUUUCGUCAUUCCGACGCAGGUGAACUAUGUGGGCCUGGGAGGGCGUCUCUUUAAACCUGGAGAGCCGUUCUCGGGAUCGACGGCGGUGGCGACGCGGGCGCUGUCGACCGGGUACAUCUGGGACAGCGUCCGCGUUCAGGGAGGCGCCUACGGAAGUUCGUUCCGCUCGGACUUCACGGGGAUUUUCCUCUUCACUUCCUACCGAGAUCCACACCUCCGCGAGACGCUGCAGAAGUACCUCGGCGCUGCAGAAGCGCUUCGACACUUUGCAGAAACGCUCGACGAGCGAGCGAGGACGCGCGCCAUCUUGGGCGUCAUUCGGGACCUCGACCAGCCGACGCAGAACGAUCAGAAAGGGUACCGCGGCCUCUGGGAGGCGAUACAGGGUCAAUCGAAGGAAGAUCGACAGAGAUAUCGAAGGGAGGUGCUGGGAACAAGUCCGGAAGCGAUUCGCGCGUUCGCCCAGCGCCUGGAGGCGAGUCUGCGGGGUGAGCUGCGGAGCAGGACGCUGAAGGAGUACACUCUCGACCGGGAGCGCGUCGCGGAUUCUUCUCUCCCGGAAGAUUCCUUCAGAGCGAGAAACCUCGUCACGGUCGUCGUCGGCAGCAGAACCGCCUUCGACGAUGCUGCACGUCAAGACGCAGACCUCGUGUACUCGCUGAGAAGCGUCAUGGGCGACAUCAAACCUAAUGCUAAUUAACUGAGUUAAAUGGCGAGGCCAGAACAGCCGUGAAAAGAAUAGAAACCCAGCGGAUGCAGCGCAGCUGCAGGCCUGAAGCAAUGCUGAGAACGAAGACAGCCAGAGGAGCCUCGGCACUCCCGUACGGCCAGUCCCGUGGUAACCUCGAGAUGCCCAUGCAACUGCAAAAAGCUUCAGAAAAGGACAUCUGGUGGAGCUGUCUCUACAAUGGAACAGAGACAUUCUGUUUGUGUGUGUGUGUGCAUGUAUACAUGUGUACAUGUAUGAUGCAUGUAUAUAUAUAUAUAUAUAUGUAUGUAUAUAAAUAUGCUUGUAUGCCGAAGGCACUUCUUGGAUGUUGAUGCAUGCGUAUGCGUAUAAGAGUGUUUGCCAUGAGAUCGAGGAGACAAGGGGGAGCGAAACGAGAGCUGUGAGAAGCGAGCGACUGUAUCGGGAACCGGGGGGGCGAGAAGCGGCACCUCGGGACGAAGAAGAGGAGCAGAGAACAGUGGAGGAAACGGAAGGAGCAGAAGAAACGAGAGACAAAGAAGGAAAGACCGGAGCGGCUGACCAGCAAGGCUGAUGUCCCUCUGCAGGUGUGAGUUGAGGACGAAAGACGAGACCGGAGAAAAGAAAGAAGAUACAAAAGACAAGAAGAAAGACGAGAAGGAAAGGUUCUUGUCAGUGGCCGCCACUGUGCGCAGAAGGAAAGGAUAUGUCUGUAAAGACCGCUGCGAGGAGGAAACUGAAAGUCAGAAGAAGAGAGGGGAAGAAGUGACCAAUGAAGAGGUGAAGAGCAGUGGAGACAUCGCGAGAAAAGCCGUUCUCUUGCGAGUGGAACAGGCUUGAAAUGUGAUGUUUGGACAUUUUGGAACUGCGUUUUAUGACUCGUUUUAUUUCCAUGAGCAAACAGAAGGAAAUUCUGAAGACUUUUUCACCACACACUCUCUCGAAGCACCAAGAGCGUGAACGAGAGAGAGGCACCCACUCAGAAACAGAUUCUGAGGACGAGAAGCGCCGUCGGUAAUGCAGGGACAGCGUUACAGUACGAACACCCAGCAAAGGAGAGCGGUAGAGGAACACAGAGAAGAAAAAGCGAUGCGAGAAGGGAGCCGCGGGCGCGAAAGGAUGCGACACAGAGAGAAAGAGGCUACAACGAGACACACAUAGAAAGGGAAUCGUGGAAGACAGGCAGAGAAGGAGAACUCGAUAGCUACCGACAGAGGCAUAGAGACAAAGGAAAUACAAGGAGGCCAGCCUGGAUCGAGGAAACUGAUGCGCGUCCACGCGACUAGAGACCGAGAGGCGCAUGCCAGCGGAAAGUGGAGGAACAGAAGGAGUCGC